Messenger RNA from Cyprinus carpio (common carp), 5091 nucleotides. Its product is annotated as protein argonaute-1-like. Gene Ontology annotation, molecular function: RNA binding; protein binding. The record is from RefSeq and is a predicted model, not a curated record. NCBI's taxonomy places the organism in Eukaryota, Metazoa, Chordata, Actinopteri, Cypriniformes, Cyprinidae.
AUCUCAGCAGUGGGAGGAGAAGAAGAAGAAGAAGGAGACGGAGAAGAAGGGCUCUCGGUCUGUGGGGGGUGACGGAGGGGUCGAGCGUUUUUGUUGUUCCGCUGGUGGAUCCUGCUUAAACGGUGAACAGGAGGCACAACGACCCGAACCAGAGCAGCCCGACUCCGGAAAGAGCCUGGAGGAGCGGGUCGUCACGGAUCGGAACUAAGGCGCUUUUGUUUCUCUCUCAACUCCUGCGGGUUUGGGGGCUCCAGCGGCGGCGGCGGAGACGAUCCCGCUCGCCCAGGGAAGGAGGCUGGAAGUCGGGGACGCUUCCAGCCUGCAGGGCCGGGCGCCGUGGCGAUUGAGCAUCUGGAAUUUGGUGAACCCUUUGGGGCUCAGUGGAUGGGAUGGAGCCGGGACCAUCUGGCGCUGUGCCCACCGGGCCGUACCCCCCACCCCUGCAGCAGGUGUUCCAGGCACCCCGCAGGCCGGGCAUGGGCACCGUCGGCAAACCCAUCAAGCUGCUUGCCAACUACUUUGAGGUGGAAAUCCCAAAAAUGGAUGUGUACCACUAUGAAGUGGACAUCAAACCUGAUAAGUGUCCUCGACGGGUCAACAGGGAGGUUGUGGAGUACAUGGUCCAGCAUUUCAAACCGCAGCUCUUUGGUGACCGAAAGCCGGUGUAUGAUGGGAAGAAGAAUAUCUACACUGUUUUAGCGUUACCUAUAGGCAGCGAAAAGGUUGAUUUCGAGGUGACCAUCCCCGGCGAGGGGAAGGAUCGCAUCUUUAAAGUGUCCAUUCACUGGCUGGCCAAGGUGUCGUGGCGGCUGCUGCAGGAGACGCUGGUCAGCGGACGUCUGCAGGUCCCGCUGGACUCUGUCCAAGCUCUCGACGUGGCCAUGAGACACCUGGCCUCCAUGAGGUACACCCCAGUGGGACGCUCCUUCUUCUCCCCUCCUGAAGGCUACUAUCAUCCUCUUGGUGGAGGCAGAGAGGUGUGGUUCGGCUUCCAUCAGUCUGUCCGGCCGGCCAUGUGGAAGAUGAUGCUCAACAUUGACGUAUCUGCAACAGCCUUUUAUAAAGCUCAGCCUGUCAUUGAGUUCAUGUGUGAAGUUCUGGACAUCCGCAACAUCGACGAGCAGCCGAAGACGCUUACCGACUCGCAGAGGGUCCGCUUCACCAAGGAGAUCAAAGGUCUGAAGGUGGAGGUUACGCACUGUGGUCAAAUGAAAAGAAAGUAUCGCGUCUGUAACGUCACACGUCGCCCUGCUAGUCACCAAACGUUUCCCCUGCAGCUUGAGAGCGGACAGACGGUGGAAUGUACCGUGGCUCAAUACUUCAAGCAGAAGUACAACCUGCAGCUCAAAUACCCCCACCUGCCCUGCCUACAGGUGGGCCAGGAGCAGAAACACACCUACCUGCCCCUGGAGGUGUGUAAUAUUGUAGCAGGGCAGCGGUGCAUCAAGAAACUGACAGAUAAUCAAACGUCCACCAUGAUCAAAGCCACAGCGCGAUCCGCACCAGACAGACAGGAGGAGAUCAGCAGACUGAUGAAGAACGCUAACUUUAAUCUGGAUCCCUACAUUCAAGAGUUUGGAAUCAAGGUGAAGGACGACAUGGCCGAGGUGACGGGGAGAGUGCUUCCCGCUCCCAUCCUGCAGUACGGCGGUCGUAAUCGUGCCAUUGCGACUCCUAACCAGGGUGUGUGGGACAUGAGGGGAAAGCAGUUCUUCAACGGCAUCGAGAUCAAAGUGUGGGCCAUCGCUUGCUUCGCUCCGCAGAAACAGUGUCGGGAAGAGGUGCUCAAGAACUUCACGGACCAGCUGCGUAAGAUCUCAAAGGACGCUGGGAUGCCGAUCCAGGGUCAGCCGUGUUUCUGUAAGUACGCACAGGGAGCCGACAGCGUGGAGCCCAUGUUCAGACACCUGAAGAACACCUACUCCGGACUGCAGCUCAUCAUCGUCAUCCUGCCCGGAAAAACACCCGUCUACGCGGAGGUGAAGCGUGUGGGAGACACUCUUCUAGGAAUGGCCACUCAGUGUGUUCAGGUGAAGAACGUGGUGAAGACCUCGCCUCAGACGCUCUCCAACCUCUGCCUCAAAAUCAACGUCAAGCUCGGCGGCAUCAACAACAUCCUGGUGCCGCAUCAACGAUCGGCAGUGUUCCAGCAGCCGGUGAUCUUCCUCGGAGCAGAUGUCACUCACCCGCCGGCUGGUGAUGGGAAGAAGCCGUCUAUUACUGCGGUGGUGGGCAGUAUGGACGCUCAUCCCAGCAGGUACUGCGCUACCGUUCGAGUACAGCGGCCCAGACAGGAGAUCAUUGAAGACCUGUCGUACAUGGUGCGAGAGUUACUCAUCCAGUUCUACAAGUCCACCCGCUUCAAACCCACCAGAAUCAUCUUCUACAGGGACGGCGUGCCAGAAGGACAGUUACCACAAAUCCUGCACUACGAGCUGUUGGCCAUCAGAGACGCCUGCAUCAAGCUGGAGAAGGACUACCAGCCGGGCAUCACAUACAUAGUAGUGCAGAAGCGCCACCACACCCGCCUCUUCUGCGCUGAUAAAUCUGAAAGAAUCGGGAAGAGUGGGAACAUUCCAGCAGGAACUACGGUCGACACCAGCAUCACGCAUCCGUUCGAGUUUGAUUUCUACCUGUGCAGUCAUGCAGGUAUUCAGGGCACCAGCCGACCCUCACACUACUACGUCCUGUGGGACGACAAUCGCUUCACGGCUGACGAGCUGCAGAUUCUCACCUACCAGCUGUGCCACACAUACGUGCGCUGCACCCGCUCCGUCUCCAUCCCAGCGCCUGCGUACUACGCCAGACUCGUGGCUUUCCGUGCCCGAUACCAUCUGGUGGAUAAAGAGCAUGACAGCGGGGAGGGCAGUCACGUCUCCGGACAGAGUAACGGUCGGGAUCCUCAGGCACUGGCCAAAGCCGUGCAGAUUCACCACGACACCCUGAGGACCAUGUACUUUGCCUAAGCAAACCUUUGCCACACAGCCCUCGAGCCAGUUCCCCGGGUGCUACCAGUCCCAACGAGGAGUCUCACACUUUGAGUUUCGUUCAAUCUGGCUGAACUAUGCUCUUUUUUUAUUUAAUUGUGUAUUAUUGUAAACUACUUUCGCACUCCCACAAGUACGCAUGUAUGCAAUACGGAGGGAAGGACAAAGACGAAGCUGUCGUUUUGUAUGCCACCACAAAGCUGCCUCUUAACCUGACGCCCCAAGUGGAGGAAUCGUUGUUACUUCCUUUGGCAUUAUUUUUAUUGUUGUGAAAGUUUCUUUUUACUUCUGUGAAUGACAUGGUACAUAAGCACUUAGUUUUAGUCAAAAGGCAGUGAUCGACCGUAGCAGAAGCCGCGGACGCAGGUGUCUCGGAUCGAUUUUAGACUCGCCGUUAGUUAAAGAGUGGCCGAAUUAGCGUAACGAUAGAUGGACCACUGAGUGCAUCGCUGCAUUUGCACUCUCACAUCAGCAUAACACCGAAACCAGCAUUAUGCACCAGCCAACCGGUGAAAAAGGGCCCUCGUCUGUAAAACGUGCAGUUUACUUGCACUUGAAAAGGAUGAUUUUGCUAACUCUUUUUAACUUCCAGUGCACAUAAAUCUUCCUGAACUUAGAGGAAUAGUUCACCCAAGAAUGAUGAUUUUUAAAAUCAUUUAUUCGCUCUUGUCAUUGCAAACCCUAGAUUGUUUUUGUUUUUUCUCCCAUGAAACAGAACGAGCUGUUUUCAAUGCAGCACUAAAUAGAUGGUGAUUAAUAAUGUGAAGCUUCAGCUACGUGUCAUAAAACUAGUCCGCAUGACUUGCAUAUUAUAAUCCAAUCAUUUUAGUUUCCUGUAAGAAAAAGACCCCAAUUUUGAGUUAUUGUUCGCUAUUUUUUUAAACUCUGCUUUUUAUGUUUUAAAUCAGACAUUUUGCAUUUCUGCAUUUUUGGGUGAACUUUUCCUUUAAACCGUAUCUUCCACUGGCCUCUGUACACGAAGCAAUACAAGGUCACUGAAAGCAGUCAUAAAUAAUGUUUAAGGUGAUGGAAGAGAAUGAGAUGCCGAGAGCUUGAACCAUGCAGGAAUAGCUGUUUGUAAAUAGUGAGCCUGUCCUCUUUCCCACACAGGCUCACGAAGGCCGUUGGGUCGUCAUAGCCGUUCUGCAUUGUUUUCAAACGUGCCGUUGGUAACACUGCCACAUUCCCUUCCCAACAAGCACAUUUAACACUUGCCAUUAUCAUUGCACCUUUUUACCCUCGCCUGACGCCCGUGGGUGCAGCGAGAAUGUGGGCAUGCCGGAAAACACCUUUUCCGCAGGUUAGGGGAGCAUUAUGCCAUGUAAUCAUGUCAUACGGUGGAUGUAUGAAAUGCAUGUUUAAACUGAGUCGGUGUUGUAACUGGAGCCUCUUAGUAAUCAUAUUAAGUCUGAGCCCGUACUAAUAUUUGAUGCCAUACUUUCUCACCCGUUUGCCUUAAAAUGAAAGAGCUGUCAUUACAAAUCUGGAUUUUUUUUUUCUUUACACAACUGCAUACAAAUAACACUUCAUAGGGUGAACAAAUAAUGACAGAGUUUUCAUUUUUUGGUGAACUUUCCCUUUAAGGAAACCUUAAAAAGUGGCUUAAGAGUCUCUACAAGGGUGAAAGACUCGCCUCAAAGCACCUAAAACGGUUUGUUGAAAUUCAAAGGGAUUUUAAUGGAAUGGUUGACCAUGUUUUGUUUUUUUACUCACCUUUAUGAAAUGUAUACAAAGACACGCCUUUAUAUUAGGUUUUACCAAACCAACGAGGUGAUUUUUAUUGAUGCCCGCUGUACAAUAUUGAUCCGGUCUGUCCUAGACUAAAUAUUCUGAUGCAGUACUUGACUCUCAGAAGUCACAGCAUCUCAUGGCUGAUGAAGAAGAUGGAGGUGCGUGAUGGUGUAAUUGGAGAGUGAACUUCACCCGACCUCAAUGUUUAAGCAAUAUUAAGCCACUGAUAAAGAACAGUCCAUAUCAUAGCACUUCCCGGUAGAUUCAAUGAAUGAACACAUAAGCAAGUCAUUUUGGCUCUGUAUGUAAUAGUUAGAGGACUUUGUUCGGGAUGAUUAUUUUUUAAAGGAAAUAAAAGUUGUUUUUUAUUAAA